UGUACAGCCCAGAUCGCAUCCUUGCACCGUCUGGAUUAGAGCUGAGUCGUCUGCGAACCGAGCGUGGCCCGAGCGGUGUUCUGGCCCCAGGACCAUAGCGCUGUCUACCCGGACUCAGGUACGUCUCAAGUCCAAUUCUCCAAGCAGACCCAGCGUCUAGCCUAGGGCUUGCCACCGCGACGUCCAUUGUACUCUUGAGCAGUUUACUUUGAUGCGCUAGUGAAGAAGGGAGCUCGAAUUCCCCUAGAAACGCCUCCAGGACAAGGAGGUGGUCCUGGAGGACCAAGAGGAGGAGGAGGACGGGAAGGAGGCGGGGGCGCCGGCGGCGGCGAAAGUGUUGGACCAGCGGUGUUGGCUAGCAGGACUGAGCUGGGGGAGGCAAGGCGUCGGGCAUCUGUCUACGUUGGGAGCCCGCAGAACCCGCUGGCAGGACGAGCGUGGGAAAGCGGCUGGCCGGCUGUGGACCGCGUCCUCAGCACAAUGGUCCGGCUCCUCUUAGUUUUUUUCCCAGCGAUCUUUUUGGAGAUGUCCCUUCUUCCCAGGGGACCCAGCAGGAAAGUGUUGCUGGCGGGAGCCUCAUCUCAGCGCUCGGUGGCCCGAAUGGACGGAGAUGUCAUCAUUGGAGCCCUCUUUUCAGUCCACCACCAGCCGCCGGCGGAGAAGGUGCCCGAGAGGAAGUGUGGAGAGAUCAGGGAGCAGUAUGGCAUCCAGAGAGUGGAGGCCAUGUUCCAUACAUUGGAUAAGAUUAACGCGGACCCGGUCCUCCUGCCCAAUAUCACUCUAGGCAGUGAGAUCCGGGACUCCUGCUGGCACUCUUCCGUGGCUCUGGAGCAGAGCAUUGAGUUCAUCAGGGACUCUUUGAUUUCCAUUCGAGAUGAAAAGGAUGGGCUCAACCGGUGCCUGCCUGAUGGUCAGUCCCUCCCCUUAGGCAGGACUAAAAAGCCUAUUGCGGGGGUGAUCGGGCCAGGCUCCAGCUCCGUAGCCAUUCAAGUGCAAAACCUGCUUCAGCUCUUCGACAUCCCCCAGAUUGCGUAUUCUGCCACGAGCAUCGACCUGAGUGACAAAACUUUGUACAAAUACUUCCUGAGGGUUGUCCCUUCUGACACUUUGCAAGCAAGGGCAAUGCUUGAUAUAGUCAAACGUUACAAUUGGACCUAUGUCUCUGCAGUCCACACAGAAGGGAAUUAUGGGGAGAGCGGAAUGGAUGCUUUCAAAGAGCUGGCUGCCCAGGAAGGCCUGUGUAUCGCCCAUUCAGACAAAAUCUACAGCAAUGCUGGGGAAAAGAGCUUUGACCGACUCCUGCGCAAGCUCCGGGAGAGGCUUCCUAAGGCCAGAGUGGUGGUCUGCUUCUGCGAAGGUAUGACGGUCCGAGGCCUCCUGAGUGCCAUGAGGCGCCUGGGCGUCGUGGGAGAGUUCUCACUCAUUGGAAGUGAUGGAUGGGCAGACAGAGAUGAAGUCAUUGAAGGUUAUGAGGUGGAAGCCAACGGGGGAAUCACAAUAAAGCUGCAAUCUCCAGAGGUCAGGUCAUUUGAUGAUUAUUUCCUGAAACUGAGACUGGACACUAAUACAAGGAAUCCCUGGUUCCCUGAGUUCUGGCAACAUCGGUUCCAGUGCCGCCUACCAGGACACCUUCUGGAAAAUCCCAACUUUAAAAGAAUCUGCACAGGCAAUGAAAGCUUAGAAGAAAACUAUGUACAGGACAGUAAGAUGGGGUUUGUCAUCAAUGCCAUCUACGCCAUGGCUCAUGGGCUGCAGAACAUGCACCACGCUCUCUGCCCAGGCCAUGUGGGCCUCUGUGAUGCCAUGAAGCCCAUCGACGGCAGCAAACUCCUGGACUUCCUCAUCAAGUCCACGUUCAUCGGUGUGUCUGGAGAGGAGGUGUGGUUUGAUGAGAAAGGGGAUGCUCCUGGAAGGUAUGAUAUCAUGAAUCUUCAGUACACAGAAGCUAAUCGCUAUGACUACGUACAUGUAGGAACCUGGCACGAAGGCGUGUUGAACAUCGAUGAUUACAAAAUCCAAAUGAACAAGAGUGGAGUGGUACGGUCUGUGUGCAGUGAGCCUUGCUUAAAGGGUCAAAUUAAGGUCAUACGGAAAGGAGAAGUGAGUUGCUGCUGGAUUUGCACAGCCUGCAAAGAGAAUGAAUACGUGCAAGAUGAGUUCACCUGUAAAGCCUGUGACUUAGGGUGGUGGCCCAGUGCAGAUCUAACAGGCUGUGAACCUAUUCCUGUGCGCUAUCUCGAGUGGAGCAACAUAGAAUCCAUUAUAGCCAUCGCCUUUUCCUGCCUGGGCAUACUUGUCACCUUGUUUGUUACCCUCAUCUUUGUGCUGUACCGGGACACACCAGUGGUCAAAUCCUCCAGUCGGGAGCUCUGCUACAUUAUUCUAGCUGGCAUCUUCCUCGGUUAUGUGUGCCCUUUUACCCUCAUUGCCAAGCCUACCACCACAUCCUGCUACCUCCAGCGCCUUCUGGUUGGCCUCUCCUCUGCCAUGUGCUAUUCUGCUUUAGUGACCAAAACCAACCGAAUUGCACGUAUCCUAGCUGGCAGCAAGAAGAAAAUCUGUACCAGGAAGCCCAGGUUCAUGAGUGCCUGGGCCCAGGUGAUCAUUGCCUCAAUCCUGAUUAGUGUGCAGCUAACCCUGGUGGUAACCUUGAUCAUCAUGGAGCCCCCCAUGCCCAUCCUGUCCUACCCAAGUAUCAAGGAAGUCUACCUUAUCUGCAAUACCAGCAACCUGGGUGUGGUGGCCCCUCUGGGUUACAAUGGACUCCUCAUCAUGAGCUGUACCUAUUAUGCCUUCAAGACCCGCAAUGUGCCCGCCAACUUCAAUGAGGCCAAAUAUAUUGCCUUCACCAUGUAUACCACCUGCAUCAUCUGGCUGGCUUUUGUGCCCAUUUACUUUGGGAGCAACUACAAGAUCAUUACCACCUGCUUUGCAGUGAGCCUCAGUGUAACAGUGGCCCUGGGGUGCAUGUUCACUCCCAAGAUGUAUAUCAUUAUUGCCAAGCCUGAGAGGAAUGUCCGCAGUGCCUUCACCACCUCUGACGUAGUCCGCAUGCAUGUUGGCGAUGGCAAGCUGCCCUGCCGCUCCAACACUUUCCUCAACAUUUUCCGAAGAAAGAAGCCAGGGGCAGGGAAUGCCAAUUCUAAUGGCAAGUCUGUGUCAUGGUCUGAACCAGGUGGAAGACAGGUGCCCAAGGGACAGCACAUGUGGCACCGCCUCUCUGUGCACGUGAAGACCAAUGAGACGGCCUGCAACCAAACAGCCGUCAUCAAGCCCCUCACUAAAAGUUACCAGGGCUCCGGCAAGAGCCUCACCUUUUCAGAUACCAGCACCAAGACCCUUUACAACGUAGAGGAGGAGGAUGCCCAGCCGGUUGGCUUCAGCCCUCCCAACAGUCCUUCUAUGGUGGUGCACCGACGGGUGCCAACUGCGGUGAGCACCCCACCUCUGCUGCCCCACCUGACCACAGAGGAGACCCCCCUGUUCCUGGCAGACCCGGCCAUCCCCAAGGGCUUGCCCCCUCCCCUCCAGCAGCCACCGCAACCUCAGAAAUCCCUGAUGGACCAGCUACAGGGAGUGGUCAACAAUUUCAGCACCGGGAUCCCGGAUUUCAAUGCGGUGCUCGCAGUUCCUGGGGGCCCGGGGAACGGGGUGCGCUCGCUGUACCCGACCCCGGCGCCUCCGCAGCACCUGCAAAUGCUCCCGCUGCAGCUGAGCACCUUCGGGGAGGAGCCCGCCUCCCCGCCAGCAGACGACGACGACGAGGACGACAGUGAGAGGUUCAAGCUCCUCCAAGAGUACUUGUAUGAGCGGGAAGGGAACACGGAGGAAGACGAACUGGAAGAGGAAGACGAAGAUCUGCAGGCGGCCAGCAAACCCGCCCCCGAAGAUUCGCCUGCUCUAACGCCUCCAUCGCCUUUCCGUGACUCCGUGGCCUCGGGCAGCUCGGUGCCCAGCUCCCCCGUGUCCGAAUCGGUGCUCUGCACCCCUCCCAACGUGACCUAUGCCUCGGUCAUCCUGAGGGACUAUAAGCAAAGCUCUUCCACCCUGUAGGAAGGAGGUGUCCACUUGGAAAGCAAGAGAAACCAGGGAGCACCAGCACCUCUGGAGAUGUGCGGAUAGCUGGGAGGAGGAGAUGGGAGAGGAGCGUGAAAGUGUGCGGGAAAGGGAGACAAUGCUGCUGCUGCCUUAGGGAAGGCCAGAGGAAACUGCUCUGCAAGCAAAAAAAAUCCCAGCGAGGAUCCCGGUUCUUGAAUUAUUCAAAAACCUUCUCUGGGAAGAAAGGGAAUUCUGACAAAGCACAAUCCCAUAUAGUGUACAACUUUCACCGCAUAAAUGAAUAAAUACAUGCGUACAUAAAUAAACAAACAAACAAACAGAAAUAAUCUCUUCUUUUGGACAAUUGUGCAUAGAUACACUCGCCCACACACGCUUAGCUUGAAGAGACAGCACAUGUGGACCAGCCAGGUGAAUCGUUAGUUGACAUCAUGGUAUUCAUGGCAGUCAUGGCGAGCGUGGGGCAGCCAGACCCAGUAGGUGGGUGAAGGAGGGGCAGGGAUGGAACCACCCAUGGAACAGCAGCUCAUUUUUCUCUAUCCCUUCUCCUUACUAGUGUUCAGGAGCCUAGGGAAUUGGCCCAGACAGGGGCCUCUCUUCACCCAUUACACCUGAGGCAGAGCCAGCCUUGUCACACUUGGAAAAAAAUGUAUGGACACCCUGCUGCUCUGUGAUGUCUCUCUACUUAGGAAAACAGGAAUCAGAGCAAAAGCAUCACCAAAAACUGCUUCAUCAGGAGUGCUAAGGGAAGAUGGAAUGAGACAGUACAUAAGCGUGAGGUGGUGAACACAAUCAGCGCAGGUAACGUUCCAUAGCUGACACUCGCUUAUUGGUGAUUUUGGAAAAAAGGCUAGAACAAGAUUGGAGAGUGGCAGAAGAUGUUUUGUGGAUGAUCUUGUAUUUGUGCCAAGGGGGCUCUUCUCUGCCCUUCAAUGAAAGAGAACAAAACAUGUGGCAAAAUUGUUACCUUACAUUUACUGUAGCAAAUAUUAUUACCAGUUGAACUUCUAAGAUGCAGUAUGUGUACUUGGUGCCAUUGUUUCUCCUACGUACUAAGGAAACAAAUGAUCUUCGAACUUAAUGGUGUACUCAUAGCAACUAUUACUGGUUCAAUGACAAAUAAUUCUUUCCUCUUGUCAUCCAAGUCCCUGUAACUAGUACGUAAAUGUGUGCCUGUGUCCUUGUGUACAUGUGAUAAUAAAAUUUGUGCAAUGUGAUGUCAGUGGAAUUGCAACCAGAAGGUUGUCUUUCCGAUAGAGUAUAGAUAUUUUUAUGUUCUAAAAAUGUUUUAUAUAUUGUCACCAAUAUUUACAGAAGUUCUUUGAAGGUUUGAGUGCUGUGGUCUCGUGGUUUUCAUAUGCUGCUCAGACGGUUUUUCCUCAUCUAAGAGGGAAUUUAUUUUUCAGAUAUUAUCCAGAUAUUUAAUGAUGUGGCUUAAAAAUUUGUCAUGUUAAAAAUUCACAAAAAACUGGGGGUAACAAUAAAGAGGUACAUUUUAUAUAUUUUCACACAUCAUUAUUAAAACAUGAGAUCGAAUGACAGUAUUAAGAUUAUUUCAGGUCACUUUAGAUUUUUUUUAAAAAGAUUUUCCACAGUAACGUGAGCUUUCAGUGAUUGAAACAUAUAUUAACCUCUAUGUCUGGUCAUAUUUUUUUCAAAUCAUCUAUCCAUCACUUCUUACUUUCUUUUAAUUGUUAUUUCCAUGUACUUUUAUUCCUCCAUUUUCACUGUCAUCACUUUUCUUUAUAUUUUUGUCAUUUGCUGUAUGUAAUAUCCAUGUAUGUGUAAUCCAGUUGUUUUAUUUUUACCUCCUUAUUACACCCAAUAAAAGCAAUUUUUCUUGCUGUUUUGAUUUCUUCUAUUAUUUGUGGAAUGAAGCUCACCCCUUUAAAUAUCUGUUUAUGCCGUAUGUGCAGUCAUAUUUUAAUAUGCUUCCUUCAUGUGGGAGCUGAUUUCUCAGCCAAAAAUCAUCUUAGAGUCUUUAAAUACCCACUGCAUCAUUUGUUCAGAAUUUAACAGCAGCUCCAAUGUUUGAGGCUCAUGUUUCUUAUGUCUUCCCAUAUUCCACUGCCAAGUUUAGUUGGUUCCAUAUCAAGAAUGGACUGCCUUUCCUUUAAACAAUUAUUUCUAACCCCUUUGGUAGAAAGACCUCGUGACUGAAACAAAUUUUAGUUCCAUGUUUUCACAGUAAUGAAGCAGAGUGAGGAAUGUAGAUGGUUCCAGUGCUUAAUAGAUGGUCUGCUCAUUGGCAAACUAGCAACUAAAAGCUUACUAUCUAUUAUUCGUGAGACAUGUUUUUUUUAUCUUAAUGCCACUAAUAUAUGUCCUUGAUAUCACAGGACUUGUGCAUUCAGAUUUUUUUUUUUUAAAGUAAGAAUAGACAGGAGAGCUGCUCUACUAUUCAAAUAAUAUAAGAUGUCAGUUUGUUCUGAGGUUUUAGUCUGAGACAUUUGGUGAACACAUUCAACACCUAUUACAUUAUUUCUCUGAAUGCCUAAUAUCAUCAUGAUUAAAAGUUUUCUUGAACAUAAUACAGUAUUAGCUCUUAUAGCAUAAUUGUUCAAAAUUGGAAAUGUACACAUACGUACCCUGUACCAAAAGGGCAGAUACUCUUCACCUUAAUGUAUGUGCUUAUACAAGUUGUUUAGCUUCUUGUAAAAGUGUUUUCCUUUGGCUCAUUACUGCCUUUUGUCAGAUAAUCUUGA
Molecule: messenger RNA, 6761 nt
Organism: Lutra lutra (Eurasian river otter)
Lineage: Eukaryota; Metazoa; Chordata; Mammalia; Carnivora; Mustelidae
Gene: GRM1
Product: glutamate metabotropic receptor 1
Exons: 9
Coding region: 481-4053 (1190 amino acids)
Biological process (GO): G protein-coupled glutamate receptor signaling pathway; regulation of synaptic transmission, glutamatergic
Cellular component (GO): postsynaptic density membrane
Molecular function (GO): G protein-coupled receptor activity involved in regulation of postsynaptic membrane potential; adenylate cyclase inhibiting G protein-coupled glutamate receptor activity
Source: RefSeq, a predicted model, not a curated record